AUGGAUUCAGUAUUCAGCCAAACGGGCAUAUCUGGUUCCUGUUUCAAACAACGCUUGGAGAACGGUAAAUGUGUGGGUCUGCUAGUCCGUGUGAACACACAGACCGAAUGUUGUGCUCGUGGUGGAUACUUUCUGAAUCGUAUGCUCACACAACGGGAAUAUCUGAAUGAUCAUCUGAUUUUCGAACUUGGUACACCAAAUUGUGUGGACGCUUGUACGGAGGCCGGGAUCAACAUUGCAGCGGAACUAUCGGGUGGGGUAGCAGUACAAAAACCUACUUGUGAAGGUUACUACUGUCCGGAAGGUUACUUUUGCCGUUUGGUUUCCGGACAACCGUCAUGCCACUGUCAUCCUCAGUGUGAACUGACCGACUAUUUGUCCGGUCCGAUAUGUACAUCAAAUCUACGUCGGUUCACCGAUCGUUGUCAGUUGAAAAAAACCUACUGUGAUUCACCGAAUCAGGUGUUCGAGAUUGUUCCAUGCCCAAAUGCUGAGGAACUGUUUUGUUCCCGAUCCAGUCGUUUGGUGGAUGCGGGUCAGGUGGCCUCGUGGAUUGACAAUGGCGCCUCUACUUGGAGCGAACGUCAACGAUGUCGUCGACCGACGUGGCUCCUUCGACGCCUGAUUGAGAUACGAAAACGUGGCGGUUCCUUGUGGUUAGGAGAAGAUCAGUUACCUUUGGAACGCCAGGGUGCCACACCUCAUCGAACGGAUGCAAUCGCAUAA
This is a messenger RNA of Echinostoma caproni, 726 nucleotides long. Lineage: Eukaryota; Metazoa; Platyhelminthes; Trematoda; Plagiorchiida; Echinostomatidae. The record is from the annotation of a GenBank genome assembly.